UCUGUCAAUUGGACUCGAUAAGUUAUUCCGUGUCAACGUUUGAGUGAAAAAUGUGCAAAAAUUAAAAAAAAAAAUAAAAAAAUAUUCCUUAAGAACAAAUAUAUAUAACUUAAGAACAAAUAAAAUAAUACUUAUUUAACAAAAUGAGUAGAGAAAAUAAUGCUUUUGAUAAUCCUGGUUUUAUGUCCUCCAAAGUGGACUUGAUCACAAUCAAUUCGGCGGAAAGUGAAGAAAAUAUUGAAAAAACCUGUGACUCCAUACCCAACAAUGAAUCUCAAACACCACCCAGCCGCGGUCAUUGGGGAAGUGGUGUGGAAUUCUUAAUGUCCUGCAUUGCCCUGUCCGUAGGCUUGGGCAAUGUCUGGCGUUUUCCCUUUAUUGCAUUGGAAAAUGGUGGUGGUGCUUUCCUAAUACCCUACAUAAUAGUAUUAUUUCUGGUGGGUAAACCCAUCUAUUAUUUAGAAAUGAUAUUAGGUCAGUUUUCCAGUCGAGGCGGUGUAAAAGUAUUCGAUUAUGCGCCCAUAAUGAGAGGUAUUGGUUAUGGUCAGGUCAUGUCUACGUUUUUCAUAGCCACCUAUUACGCCUCUCUAAUGGCUUUGACGUUACGUUAUUUAAUUUUAUCAUUUUAUGCGAUAUUACCUUGGAGCUAUUGUCGCGAUGAAUGGGGUGAUCAAUGUAUAGACUCCAGAUUAAAGGGCGAGGAUUCAUUGGAGACGCAAGUGACAACAGAGGCAAUUAAUGGUUCGAUUAAGAAGACAUCAGCGGAGCAUUUCUUUUUCAAAGUAAUUUUACACGAAACACCCGACAUAGACGAUGGCAUUGGUGCCCCCGAUUGGUAUUUGGCUCUCACAUUGGCCUUUUCCUGGGCUGUCAUUGUAUCGAUUGUUAUACGUGGCAUCAAAACUUCCGGAAAAGCCGCCUAUUUCUUAGCUCUAUUUCCAUAUCUUAUUAUGUUGGUGCUGUUAGUGCGCUCCUUAACUUUGCCUGGAGCAUUUGAUGGUGUUUUGUAUUUCCUUAAACCACAAUGGGAUAAAUUACUCGACGCUAGUGUUUGGUAUGCUGCAGUUACUCAAGUAUUCUUCUCGUUAACUGUUUGCUAUGGUAUUAUAGUAAUGUAUUCCUCAUACAAUCGGUUUGAUCACAAUAUUGCCAGGGAUUGCACGAUUGUAACUACUUUGGAUACCUUUACAUCUCUACUCUCGGGUAUUAUUAUCUUUGGCAUUUUGGGUAAUUUGGCUCAUGAAACGGGCACUACGGAUAUUAGAAGUGUAGUGAAGGGUGGACCUGGCUUGGCGUUUAUUUCAUAUCCAGAUGCUAUAGCAAAAUUUACAAUGGUGCCACAAAUUUUUUCCGCCCUAUUCUUUCUCAUGAUGUUUAUUUUGGGUGUCGGCAGUAAUGUGGGCGUCAUUACCAGUGUUAUAACGGUGGUAUGUGAACUCUUUCCCAACAUUAAAAGAUGGCACAUAGUAAUUGGAAUAUGUAUAGCAUCCUAUUGUUUUGGACUGAUGUAUGUAACACCAGGAGGACAAUAUAUGUUAAACUAUAUUGAUUUCUAUGGUGUAACCUUUGUGGCCAUAGUAUUGGGUAUAUUAGAAUUAAUAUCGGCGGGUUGGGUCUAUGGUGUUAAAAAUAUUUGCCGUGAUAUACAGUUUAUGUUGAAUAUCAAAACGUCCCUAUAUUAUAGAUUGUGCUGGAGUAUUAUUACGCCUGCUUUUAUGACAGCGAUUUUAAUUUACACUUUGGUGGAGUAUAAACCUUUGGAUUAUAAUGGUGUUAAAUAUCCCGCAUAUCUUUAUGUUAUAGGUUGGUGUAUCUCAGCCUUUGCCAUUUGCCAACUGUUUGUAUGGGCCUUUAUUGCUACCUACAAGAGACCUGAAGCCAGACUUUGUGAUCGCAUCAAAAAUGCCUUUAAACCUUCUACAUAUUGGGGCCCUAUUGAUCCAUCCACGCUUAAAUUGUAUAACCAGUCAAUAGAUGAAUCAAAUAUUGCUGCAUCUUUAGGAGGUACAAAAACGGGCUUUUGGUAUAAAAUCUAUGACAACAUAUUUAAUUAAAAAUAUAUGUGUACUUGCAUACAUAAUUAUAUUAUUUAAAAACUAUAUUAGUUUAUUUAAAUUCAAAUAUAUUUAUAAGUUUUAUAUAGAUUUAGCAAUAAAUAUUGUAAAAAACAUAGAUUAGAAAAAACGAAAAACUAUUUCCAUAAGUUUGCAAUCGAUUCUAAAAGCCAAAAUUAAAAUUUACUUAGUUUUAAGGUGCCAUUUCUACAAGUCUUAUAUCGUGUACCGCACACUUUUAUGUCCGUGAGUACUAAUAGUAAAAACAGUUCAAAAAUAAAAGAAUAUUAAAUAGAAACAAAUUUAAUAAAAUAUGUUUAAACAGGAAAUUUUUUAAUAAUUUGUUUGUAAAGUAACAGUAAAUAAAAAUACAAAAUUAUUAAUUUAACAAUUAAAAGAGCUA
Messenger RNA from Calliphora vicina (urban bluebottle blowfly), 2457 nucleotides. RefSeq names its product sodium-dependent nutrient amino acid transporter 1-like. NCBI's taxonomy places the organism in Eukaryota, Metazoa, Arthropoda, Insecta, Diptera, Calliphoridae. The coding region runs from base 144 to 2054 and encodes 636 amino acids. The transcript is spliced from 8 exons. Gene Ontology annotation, cellular component: plasma membrane. Gene Ontology annotation, molecular function: L-amino acid transmembrane transporter activity. Gene Ontology annotation, biological process: sodium ion transmembrane transport. The record is from RefSeq and is a predicted model, not a curated record.